UGUGGCGCGAGCGCGUCACGCAGUCUAAUCCGGCGAGUCGCGGGGCUGGCGUGAGCCGCUGCUAGCAGGUUACUCGUACAAGGCUUACGGUCGGGAUUGCAAGCCAAUCAUUUUUUGUUUGUUUGUUUUGGGGUUGUGUUUUUUGGAUAAACCAUUUUUUAAACUUGUUUUAAAACGCCACGUUGGGACAGCAGCGUCCGCAUCGUAGGGUAUUUUAGUGAAGAUGAGGAGCAGGUGUUGUUAAGAAUCAUUAACCUGAACAGAACUAAGAGAAAGAAAACCAGCGUCCCCUUCCCUGACCUCCUGUUCCUCACCCUCUCUGAAACCUAACAUCUUUCACCAUGAAUGAAAUCAGUAUAGUCAGAGAGGGCUGGCUCCACAAAAGAGGUGAGUACAUAAAGACAUGGAGGCCCAGAUACUUCAUCUUGAAGAGUGAUGGUUCCUUCAUCGGGUACAAGGAAAAGCCUGAUCUAACUGACCAGAGCUUACCCCCACUCAACAACUUCUCAGUGGCAGAGUGCCAGUUAAUGAAGACUGAAAGACCUCGGCCCAACACGUUUGUUAUCCGAUGCCUACAGUGGACAACUGUUAUUGAGCGGACCUUUCAUGUGGACAGUAAUGAGGAGCGAGAGGAGUGGAUGCGAGCAAUCCAAACUGUGGCCAAUGGCCUGAAGAUGCGUGAACAGGAGGAGGAGGAGCCCAUGGAUGUGUUUGGCUCGCCCAGUGAGUGCAGCCUAGAGGAGAUGGAGGUGGCUAUGUCCAAGAGCCGUACCAAAGUGACCAUGAGUGACUUUGAGUACCUGAAGCUUCUUGGCAAAGGAACGUUUGGGAAGGUGAUCCUUGUUAAAGAGAAGUCCACUGGUGUGCACUAUGCCAUGAAGAUCCUGCGCAAAGAAGUCAUCAUCGCAAAGGAUGAGGUGGCCCACACGGUUACAGAAAGUAGAGUGUUACAAAACACACGACACCCCUUUCUCACGACACUGAAAUAUGCUUUUCAAACCCACGAUCGGUUGUGCUUUGUCAUGGAAUAUGCCAAUGGAGGAGAGCUCUUCUUCCACCUGUCCAGGGAGCGAGUGUUCACAGAGGACAGAGCGCGAUUCUAUGGUGCUGAGAUCGUGUCCGCACUGGAGUACCUCCAUUCACGUGAUGUAGUUUAUCGAGAUCUAAAGCUGGAGAAUCUGAUGCUAGACAAGGACGGCCAUAUCAAAAUCACUGAUUUUGGCCUUUGUAAGGAGGGUAUCACUCCUGAUGCCACAAUGAAGACAUUCUGUGGAACCCCUGAGUACCUGGCACCUGAGGUCUUAGAGGACAAUGACUACGGGCGAGCAGUGGACUGGUGGGGCCUGGGUGUGGUCAUGUAUGAAAUGAUGUGCGGCCGGCUGCCCUUCUACAACCAAGAUCACGAGCGCCUUUUUGAGCUCAUUCUCAUGGAGGAAAUCCGCUUCCCCCGAAACCUGGCCCCCGAGGCCAAGUCAUUGCUGGCUGGUCUGCUCAAGAAGGACCCCAAGCAGAGGUUAGGGGGAGGUCCUAAUGAUGCCAAAGAAGUAAUGAGCCACAAAUUCUUUGUCUCCAUCAACUGGCAGGAUGUGGUACAAAAGAAGCUUACACCGCUGUUCAAACCCCAAGUGACAUCAGAGACUGAUACCCGCUACUUUGAUGACGAGUUCACAGCACAGACUAUCACACUCACACCACCAGACAAGUAUGACAGUCUGGAUUGUGAGGACUCCAACCAGCAAGCACAUUUCCCCCAGUUCUCCUAUUCUGCUAGUAUAAGAGAGUGAUACUGAUCCAAAACACACACACACACACACACACACACACACACACACACACACACACACACACACACACACACACACACACACACGAAGCAUGAACACAGACAGGUCCCAUGGCCACACCUAAAUAUCUAUCAGUGACCAGAGUCUCCAAACACCAUGAUGGAAUUUUGGUCCUGGCAAGAUCUAAGUGCCUAGACUGGCGACCAUAUUCUAUAUAAUCCCCUUGUCCACACUACGGACAGAGUCUGGCCACAUUGGCUUUACUGUAUCACCCUGGACUUCAGUACCUCUAGUUGUCAUCAGUACCAAUCAAAAACACAGUCAGGACUCCCAUCUAGCACCUUUGGAUGGCCUAUACAUAACUGCUGCUGCUUCUUUGGGCUGUAAAACCACCGUUCACUUCUGUUGCUGUUUCUCUUCCUUCUUCUUAUGGUCUUAUACAGUCAGAAGCCAUACCGUUUCUUAGGUUUUUGUUUUCCAAGUGCUCUUCUCUGGAACCAGCUGUUACCAGUGGUGACAGACUGAUUCUUAAAUGAGGGAAGAAGAAGUGUUGCAAUUUAUAGGCCAUUUUUCUGCCAGGUGUGUUUUUUGACAAAAUGGGCAUAGAAUCCAAACUGAAUGUCAUGGUUUGCUCGGAGAGCGUGCGUGAGGUGGUGGUCGUGCAUGUAUUUACAUGAUGCUUGCCCGGUAUGCAUCAGGAACAACAGGUGAACCGCUAACGUUGCAAAACUCCGUGUCUCCGCCAUGUAAUGUCAUUACGAAGCAAAAGGUGAGGUGUGGGAGACAGGGUGUCUUUUUAAACUGUAUGCAAUGACAUUUUAACUUGUAUUAUUAGUUUGUUCUCGUCUCGGAAUGUGAUCUCUGUUAAUAGGUCUGUGUCAAGUGCUACACAGCAAUGGGUGGGUGGGCUUUGGGAAUAGCUGAAUGCACAAGGUGUAUAUGUUGUUUUUUUUAAACAAGGUUUUUAAUUUUAACACGUUUGAUCUUUGAUCAGUGAACGACACACCAGCCAUGUGAUUUAUUAAGACUUUCAAUAAGCAGACCUCAAGUUCCUCAAAUGGACCAUGAUCAUAUUGCUGCUCCCUUGUUUGGUUACUUUGAUCACACCCAUAAAUAGGUCCACGUUGCUGGGGUUCACACCCACAGAAAGGGUCCAUUCGCCAGAUGUACUCACUAAUUGGAAUUGCAGCAUCAGAGCUUACUCAGGCAUAUGUCUUUUAAAUUCUCUACACUUUAAGAAUGCCUGUCUGUUGAGUACCGUCCUUUGAAUGAGCCGGGCUGUCUCCGGUCAAGAAGAGGCACGCGAUCAUAAUAUCCACAUGCUUUACAAUCCUGAAUGAUUGCAUUAAGCCACUUGCUUCUGCACAAAAUGAAAAGAACUGAUGUUGUGGCUCAUCUUUUGAAUUAACAGCCAGAGGCCCAAUGAGUGAAAGUGCGUGACUGACAGUUUUCAAAUUUUCAUGUCCCCCAUUGUCUGGUUUUUUUAAUCCAUCAUAUCGCUUCAGUGUCCAGGCUGAUCCUCGGUGUCUUUUGAGAGACGUUGGAUUUCUGUGGAUGUGUUGUUGCUGUGCAGUGUGCAUGAGAGGACUCUGGCAGACUGAAUAAUGUCCAGGAGGCUGACAUGCUUUAUGAACAUGGUCCAUUGUAAGAUUUGCGUUUCAGUGCAAUUGUUAUGACUUGCAAAGAUGUCUUUAUUUUCAAUUCUCUUGCCUUGUCCAAUUCUCAAAAGUAGCCGCACAAGUGGAACAGGGAGCACCGUUUCGUGGCCGUGCCAGGCGUGAGGAAUGAACGUGUGCCCGCCAUUGUAUUUGGUGCCACGCUGCUGAGUCACUGCUGAUGAAUAAAGGGCAGGAGCAGGUGACGACGUUUAAUUCCCUUCGUUUAUAGAACCUUCUUCCCCUAUGUGCUGUUCUGAACGGAUUUGCUCCAGUUCUGUCUUUCAACUUGCUGUCUCCCCCGUCCCUCCUGUAUCUUAAACUUUAAAGACAUACUCUCCAAUUAAGGAAAUUGAUGACGGUUUGAAAGAAGUGUAUGUUUAUGAAUUACAUUAUCCUACUCAAGCAAUCCAUUUCUAUUUGUCUAUGAAUGUAAUUCCAAAAGACAAUGAUUGAAUACACAUUUUUAUCUGUCUUA
Molecule: messenger RNA, 3917 nt
Organism: Lampris incognitus (smalleye Pacific opah)
Lineage: Eukaryota; Metazoa; Chordata; Actinopteri; Lampriformes; Lampridae
Product: RAC-beta serine/threonine-protein kinase-like
Exons: 14
Coding region: 342-1784 (480 amino acids)
Biological process (GO): protein phosphorylation
Molecular function (GO): protein serine/threonine kinase activity; ATP binding
Source: RefSeq, a predicted model, not a curated record